Messenger RNA from Talpa occidentalis (Iberian mole), 1794 nucleotides. RefSeq names its product coactosin like F-actin binding protein 1 (gene COTL1). NCBI's taxonomy places the organism in Eukaryota, Metazoa, Chordata, Mammalia, Eulipotyphla, Talpidae. The record is from RefSeq and is a predicted model, not a curated record. Gene Ontology annotation, cellular component: site of polarized growth; cortical actin cytoskeleton; actin filament. Gene Ontology annotation, molecular function: actin filament binding. The transcript has 4 exons. Bases 178 to 606 code for a protein of 142 amino acids. Gene Ontology annotation, biological process: regulation of actin filament polymerization.
UGGGAGCCUCCGCUGCGCCGGGUGCUUGGAGCGCGCGUCUCUGCUUCGCUGCAGCCGCGGUCGCCGUCGCCUGCCCGCCUGCCCUCGGCGCGUCCUCGCCGCGCUCCAGUCCUUGCGGCCGGCCCGGGGCGUGCACGGUCGCUGCGGGCAGCGUGUCCUCGCUGAGGCCCGGAGGCGAUGGCCACCAAGAUCGACAAAGAGGCUUGCAGGACGGCGUACAACCUGGUGCGCGACGACGGCUCGGCCGUCAUCUGGGUGACUUUUAAAUAUGAUGGCUCCAUCAUCGUCCCCGGCGAACAGGGAGCGGAAUACCAGGACUUCAUCCAGCAGUGCACAGAUGAUGUGCGGUUGUUUGCCUUCGUGCGCUUCACCACUGGGGAUGCCAUGAGCAAGAGGUCCAAGUUCGCGCUCAUUACCUGGAUUGGCGAGAAUGUCAGCGGGCUGCAGCGGGCCAAAACUGGCACGGACAAGACCCUGGUGAAGGAGGUUGUGCAGAAUUUCGCUAAAGAGUUUGUGAUCAGUGAUCGGAAGGAGCUGGAGGAAGAUUUCAUCAAGAAUGAGCUCAAGAAGGCGGGGGGAGCCAAUUACGACGCCCAGGCCGAGUAACCCCAUCCCUCCCCCGCCCCUUGCCAAAGUCAUCUGCCUGCUCCCUGGGAGAGGGGACCCCUCCCUCGGCUACCAGCCCACCUCUUAGGUGGGACCUUAGGUGGGACCUCUUAGGUGGGUCUGCCACCCACCAGGGAGAGGAGACCCAAUGAGAGGCAACGCCUGCCACCCUGCCACCCAAUUCCCUUCCCCGCUUCCCUCCUGGGCCCUGUUGUGUCCUAUCUCACGAAGCUCAUUGAACAUCUUUCUUUUAUCUUCUUGUUUUUUUAUCCUCUCUCUUUUUCGUUCUAAAGAAAAAUCAUUUUGAUGCCAAGGUCAUGCAUAUCAUCAGAUCUAAGGUGCCUCCUGCAGUCACCCCCUUUUCUGGCAAGUCGCUCAUGCGCCUGCCCGGCCUCCACCAUGGCCUCAUGCUGCUGCUGGGCCAGUGCCGCCUUCUUGGUCUCUCUGGCCUACUGGCCACUGAGGUGCCAGGGGCUGUGCCAGAUGGCCGUCUUCAGGGCCCACACAUCCAUCCCUUCCUCAGGCUCAGAGCUACUAGAGCAUGCCCCAGGCCCCUCCCCACACCCCACUCAAAGUUGCCUAAGCUCCAUGUCCGACAGAGAUGGUGCUUGGUGGUGAGAAGUUUAGGCCUGACUCAGAACAGAGAGAACAUUUGCCUUAAAACUUUGCCUGGCAAAGCCACGUGGUCUGAAAUGGCCCGUUUUGGCCUUUUGAUGGACAUCGCUUGAAGGCCAGGAGAGGAGGCAAAGGUCUGAGUCUAGACUGGAUGGGAGGAUCAUUCAGGGUUCACUUCAGGGGCUCCCAAAGUAAUGUAGGGAGCAUGGCCCGAUGGGCAGACGGGACUUUAGAACUGGAACUCACCCUGGACGGUCAGGAAGGGCCAUCGCCAACAGCUGUGCCGGCCAGGCCAGGGCCUGCUCCCUGUGGGGUGAGCAGUAGCCCCGCCUUGGGGGGACCAGAAACUCUGUGGUUUUAAUUCUCAGUCUGCACCACACAUGCAAAGGGAUUUUCUUGUUCUCUUUUCAAAGAAAGAUGGGAUUGGCUUAGUUCGUCAUGGGCACAUUUUAUAGCGUUCUUUUUCUUUGUUUCCUUGCUCAUUACACUCGGGAGAAACCUGUGCUGUGCUGGGGGGUGACCAUCUGCCCCCCAAAAGAUACAGGAAUAAAUGUUGAUUUUGUUUUUCAAAAA